AUGAGAGGUGAUGUGAUGAUGGUGGUAGGGGGAGAAGUUCUGAGGAUGGUAUUAGGCAGUUGGCGACGGCAAGAGUGGUUUGCGACAAUGAUGGUUGUGGUGGUGGUGGUGGAUGUGGGAUUGCAAUGGCAAACUAGUGGUAAUGGUGGCAAUAGUAGUUGCGAUGGCAGUGAUGAUGAUUGGGCUGGUUGUGGCAACGAUGAUAGCAAUGGUGCUCGUGGCGACCAUGAAAAUAUGGUGGUGUACGUUAGUGGUGGUGGCACAAUUUAA
Molecule: messenger RNA, 270 nt
Organism: Prunus armeniaca (apricot)
Lineage: Eukaryota; Viridiplantae; Streptophyta; Magnoliopsida; Rosales; Rosaceae
Source: the annotation of a GenBank genome assembly